AUGUUACAGAAGUAUUUAUUUUGCAGUCAAAGGCUUGUAUCAACCAAACGAGCAAUGAGUACGAUCCCUAAGACAUUCAAAUCGAUUAUAUAUUCGAGACAUGAUGUAGAAGAUUGCACUGGUGUGCUCAAAUUACAUAACUACGAACCCAAACAGUCUAUUGAAGAUAAUAUUGUUCUACGUACUCUAGCUUUCCCUGUGAAUCCAUCGGAUAUCAAUCAGUUGCAAGGUGUAUACCCUUCGAUCCCUGAUAAGACCUUGGAGUAUGGGACCGAAGAACCGAGUGCUAUAGCUGGUAACGAGGGUGUGUUUGAGGUCGUCCAUGUGCCUCAGGACGGCAAUGCACAGGAGUUUGCAGUUGGUGACCUGGUGAUUCCGUUGAGAUCCAAUCAGGGAACUUGGACAAAUUACAAAAUCAUUGAAGAUCCAAAGGAAAUAAUCAAAGUCAACGGACUUGAUCUACUUACUGGCGCUACUGUAUCUGUCAACGGAUGCACUGCAAUGCAGUUGGUUAACGAUUAUGUCGAUUGGAGUUCUUCUCCCUCUGAAAAUCAAUGGAUAGUACAAAAUGCAGGCACGUCUGGGGUUUCAAAACUAGUAACGCAGAUUGCAAAAGCAAAGGGGAUCAAGACGUUGAGUGUCAUUAGAGAUAGAGACGAUUUUGAAGAGGUUGCGGAAGAUUUAACCAACAAAUAUGGAGCCACAAGGGUCAUUUCAGAGACUGAAAAUAAUGAUAAAGCAUUUAAUAAAACGGAACUUCCUAAACUAUUAGGAAACGAUUACGCGAUUAGACUAGCUUUGAAUUCUGUUGGAGGUAAAUCGUCCACUGCUAUUGCAAGAAAGUUAGCCAAGGAUUCAUUGAUGUUGACGUAUGGAGGAAUGUCGAAACAACCAGUGACGUUGCCAACGUCACUAUUUAUCUUUAAAAAUCUUGAUUCCAAGGGAUUCUGGAUAACAGAAAAUUACAAGAAAGACCCUUUUAAAAAACAGAAAGACGUCGCAGCCUUCAUCAAACUAUACAACGACAAUAAGAUAGUUAAACCUGAUGAAACAAAAGAUUUCCAAAUAACAAAUUGGGACACUCAAAAUGAUGAUGAUAUAACUUUAUUGAAUAAAAUCAAAAACGCCAUUAAAGCAAAGGGCAAAAAACAAAUGAUUGUGGUCAAUUGA
Molecule: messenger RNA, 1170 nt
Organism: Tetrapisispora phaffii CBS 4417
Lineage: Eukaryota; Fungi; Ascomycota; Saccharomycetes; Saccharomycetales; Saccharomycetaceae
Gene: ETR1
Product: enoyl-[acyl-carrier-protein] reductase
Exons: 1
Coding region: 1-1170 (389 amino acids)
Biological process (GO): fatty acid metabolic process
Cellular component (GO): mitochondrion
Molecular function (GO): trans-2-enoyl-CoA reductase (NADPH) activity
Source: RefSeq, a predicted model, not a curated record